Molecule: messenger RNA, 345 nt
Organism: Cannabis sativa
Lineage: Eukaryota; Viridiplantae; Streptophyta; Magnoliopsida; Rosales; Cannabaceae
Exons: 2
Coding region: 1-345 (114 amino acids)
Biological process (GO): DNA integration
Molecular function (GO): nucleic acid binding
Source: RefSeq, a predicted model, not a curated record
AUGGAUGGGAAACUCUAUCGUCGAGAAGUAUCAAUGCCAUACUUGAGGUGCAUUGCUCGAACAGAAAUUAGCUCAGUGAUCCAUGAGAUUCAUGGUGGCUUUUGUAGAAACCAUACUUACGAGCCUAGUCUCUCCAAGAAAAUUCUUCACAAGGGGUGUUUUUUACCCACAAUGAAGAAGAAUUGCAUAGAGUAUGUAAGGAAGUGUGAGCAAUGUCACUGGUAUGCUAAGAUUGUCUCAGAUAAUGGGAAACAUUUUGAUAGCCAGCACUUCACUGACUUUUGUGCCCAUCAUGGAAUCGUGAAAGGCUUUUUAGCUGUAGCCCGGCCACAAGCCAAUGGGUAG